Molecule: messenger RNA, 906 nt
Organism: Trichoderma citrinoviride
Lineage: Eukaryota; Fungi; Ascomycota; Sordariomycetes; Hypocreales; Hypocreaceae
Exons: 2
Coding region: 1-906 (301 amino acids)
Molecular function (GO): protein binding
Source: RefSeq, a predicted model, not a curated record
AUGGCCACACCUGAUAAGGAAAAGAAGGUCUCAACAAGCACAGAGGACCCAGCUCAGAAGGAGAGCGGCAACGAUGAGCCUGAAGAACUGAGGUUUGCUCCCGAGGAAGAAGCAGCCCUCCUCCAAGAAUCCCACGCCAUCAAAGCCGACGCAAACGCCCUCUUCGCCGCCAAAGACUACCACAACGCCCUAUCACGAUACAACGACGCCAUCGCCUCAUGUCCAACCUACCGCCACUACGAGCGCGCCGUCCUGCAAAGCAACAUUGCCGCCUGCCACUUGCAAACGGAGCAAUGGAAGGAUGCCACCAAGGCUGCCUCGGACGCACUCGACAGCCUGGCGAAGCUGGAGAGCGAACUCAGUCCAAAAGACUGCAAAGUCGAUAAUACCACAGACGACACUUCAAACAAGCAUGACACUACUACCCCAAGGAACACCAAGGACGGCGAAGAAGACGUAGAGGAAGAAAUCAUCAGCUCCGGCGCAGCCCGCUCCGCACCUCCAGCACCUCCCUCUCCAACCCCAGAAGAAACCGCCCGCGAAGCCCGCAAGGCAGACAUCCUCCGCAUCCGCACAAAGGCCCUCCUCCGCCGCGCCCGCGCCCGCUCCGAGGAAGGCGGCUGGUCGAACCUCGCCGGCGCCGAGGAAGACUACCGCGCUCUCUCGCAGAUGCCCGGCCUGACGCCCGCGGACCAGCGCACCGUCCGGGCGCAGCUCAAGGCGCUGCCGCCGCGGACAAAAGCCGCUCAGGAGGCUGAGAUGUCAGAGAUGUGGGGAAAGUUGAAGAAUCUAGGAGAUGGUAUUCUGAAGCCCUUUGGGCUGAGUACGGAUAAUUUCAAAAUGGUCAAAGAUGAGAAGACAGGAGGGUAUAGCAUGAAUUUUUCGCAGGGAGGCUCGUCAUCAUGA